This is a messenger RNA of Limulus polyphemus (Atlantic horseshoe crab), 1341 nucleotides long. Its product is annotated as hepatocyte nuclear factor 6-like. Gene Ontology annotation, molecular function: DNA-binding transcription factor activity, RNA polymerase II-specific; RNA polymerase II cis-regulatory region sequence-specific DNA binding. Gene Ontology annotation, cellular component: nucleus. The annotation marks the transcript as partial. Gene Ontology annotation, biological process: regulation of transcription by RNA polymerase II. The transcript has a single exon. The record is from RefSeq and is a predicted model, not a curated record. NCBI's taxonomy places the organism in Eukaryota, Metazoa, Arthropoda, Merostomata, Xiphosura, Limulidae.
ACGCCUGCGUCAGAGAAGCUGCGUGGAACACCAUGCGCUGUGUAUACAGUGGAAAGAUGGCGACCGUGAAUUAAGGUAAUGCGUCUCUGUCCAUUCGCAGCCCUUAAUUCCGUGUGAAAAUAAAAACCAAUCAGCAACAGCUAGGAAACCACCCUAUCAGGUGAAACUGGUCAAUGAACUGAUCCUUACAUUGGGCUGGCCCUACAAUGGAGAACCUAGCCGAGUUGGACGGUAACGAGUCGACAGAACCCGUAGAGCCGGAGACUGUAACCGAACCGACUGAAUUGUUGACUGCUCACCCUUCAGACGGCGACGACGAAGCAGUAAGUUCUAACAUGUUGGACUCGACCGAUUUUCGGUCUCUUAGCGAGUCCCCCUAUCCUACCCUAGGUGGACGAAUGUCUCCAGGUUUCUCUGCCGGCAGCAGCUACGCUACACUGACUCCACUUCAGCCAUUACCACCAAUUUCUACUAUGUCCGACAAGUUUAAUCACUACGGUCAUGCGGGCGGCAACUUCACUCUAAUGCAAGGAAUGACUAUGAGUAGCUAUCAGUACGAUAAGUUAACUGGUAUAACCAUUAUGAACAUCAGCCCCACACUGGGGGCAGCGCACCCCUCACCCGUAGCUAUGAUGAACACUAACGGGUUCGGCCCUCUGGCUACCCACGUCAGUAUUCCAUCCCCAACUUACCAAGAGAAUGGCAGAGAAUCCCCUGAGAAGGGGAUGUCCAACAAUGGAUACGAUACUUACAGCCUGCGAGAUCAGACCCGGAAUUUGGAAUCUCCUCAAAGUCCCCCGGUCAGUUUGCACUCCUCUACAAGAUUAAUGCCUACUUUAAACGGCUUAAAUGCUCCCGAGACUCCCCCAUCAGUCCAGCUGACGGCCCCGGUGACUCCACCUGAGCAGGAAGACACAAAACCAGUGACAAUAGCAACCUUAACCACUUCACCAAGUGGAGGGCUGACCUUCUCACAACCUCUUGUGGCCGUUGCUACUGUAAACUUGACCAAUGGCGAAGAAAGUAUUGCAACGUCAAUUCCCAUUAAAACGUCGGAAGCCCCCGCGACAUCUCUCUCUAAGACCUCUACGGAGGAAGAUGUAGAAGAGAUUAACACCAAAGAAGUAGCCCAGAGAAUAAGUGCCGAACUCAAACGCUACAGUAUCCCGCAGGCCAUCUUCGCUCAACGUGUACUGUGUCGGUCACAAGGAACCCUUUCUGAUCUUUUGCGUAACCCUAAACCUUGGAGCAAAUUGAAGUCCGGCAGGGAAACUUUCCGAAGAAUGUAUAAAUGGUUGAAAGAACCGGAGUUUCAUAGAAUGUCGGCUCUUAGACUAGCAG